AUGCAAUAUAGAAAACCUUUGAUUUUUAGUGUAGAAAUAAGUACAACCAGUUUUCAGUUAGAAAUUUGGUAUUUUCACAUCUUUAUAUACGAAAAAAAACUCCAGUUGGUUCCUCUCAAUUUUAAAAAUCUUUCAGGUGCUCGAUAUGGUCCAUCUUUGAUGCCAGGAGGUGAUCCAGCCGCAUGGCCCCAUCUCAAAAACAUUUUCCAAUCAAUCGCCGCCAAAGCCGACGGUGAACCAUGUUGUGAAUGGGUCGGAAAUGCUGGAUCCGGUCAUUUCGUCAAAAUGGUUCAUAAUGGAAUCGAAUACGGUGAUAUGCAAUUAAUCGCCGAAGCUUAUCAUUUAUUAUACAAAGCUGUUGGUUUGAAUCAUGAUCAAAUGGCUGAAGUGCUACAAGAUUGGAAUAAAGGAGAACUCGAUUCAUUUUUGAUUGAAAUUACUGCGAAUAUUUUGAAAUAUCGUGAUGAAAAUGGUGAACCAAUUGUUCCAAAAAUUCGUGAUGCUGCGGGUCAAAAAGGAACUGGAAAAUGGACUUGUUUCGCUGCAUUGGAUUAUGGAAUUCCGGUAACUUUGAUUGGAGAAGCUGUGUUUGCUAGAUGUUUGUCGGCAUUGAAAGACGAACGUGUUCGAGCUGCCAAACAAUUGCCACGACCAACUGUUUCAUCGGAUGUUGUUAUUCAAGAUAAGAGAGAAUUUAUUAAGCAGAUUAGCAAGGUUAGUGAGAUCAUUGAAGGAAAAUCUGAAAAUUACAGUACUUUAUUUAAUUUUUUACAAAUAACUGAUUUCUCCCAAAAGUGUUUCAAAGUCAAUAAUCCUGAAAAAGAUCUUCGAAUUUGAAUAAAUUUCUAGAAAAACAUAGAUUUUGUAUUGAAAAAUUCAGAUAAAUUGUCCAUAUUUGAAUUUCUUUGUCAUGAUCAAUCAAAAUUAAAAAAAAAUUCAUUCCUGGAAAAUUUGAAUUUUCAUGAAGAACACAGGUUUUUUCAUCAUCUAAUUUUAUUCCAGGCACUUUACGCCUCAAAAAUUGUGAGUUAUGCACAAGGAUUUAUGCUUCUCGCUGAAGCUUCCAAACAAUUCAAUUGGGAUUUGAAUUUCGGAGCAAUCGCUUUGAUGUGGAGAGGAGGAUGUAUUAUCAGAUCACGAUUCUUGGGAGAUAUCAAACGAGCUUUUGAUAGUAAUAAACAAUUGUCGAAUCUUCUUUUGGAUACAUUCUUCACUAAUGCAAUUGCUGAAGCUCAAGAUUCGUGGAGAGUUGUUGUUUCGUCGGCUGUUCGUCUUGGAAUUCCAGUUCCAGCACUUUCUUCGGCUCUUGCUUUUUAUGAUGGUUAUUCGAGCGAGGUUAGUGUUUUUUUUUGUUGAAAAUAUUGGGUAUUAGCCUAAAAGUGGGGAAAAAUAUUGAUAUCAUAAAAAUCCGCAUGUCUACCUAAAAAUUUGAAAAUAAAAUUCCAUAUUCUUCAUGGAAACUGUUUCACCCACAAAUCCCUGUAAUUUUCUUUUUGAAAAUUUGAAGAAUUCUAAUUUCCCUGAACCACAUGAUCCCUUUUUUUAAGUUCACAUUCUUCCUUUAUGCGAACAAAAACUUGAUAAACUGUGUUUUCUUCUUAUCUACACUGCGCUUUAUUUAUUUAUUAUUUAUCUUUUAUUCCCUGAUGGAGAAAAUAAUGAUGAUGAACAAAAAACAAGCGAAAAACAAGUUAUCAAAAAGAAUUUCUAAACGAAUUCUUUUUUUCCUCAAAAAUUUCAGAAAAAGUAAUUAUGCAAAAAAAAAGUCAAUAAUUUCUUGCAGGUUGUUCCCGCCAAUUUGCUCCAAGCACAACGCGAUUAUUUCGGCGCGCACACUUAUGAACUUCUCGAAAAACCUGGAACAUGGGUUCAUACUAACUGGACUGGACACGGUGGACGUGUCACUUCUAACACUUAUAACGCCUAA
Caenorhabditis angaria is the source of this 1927-nucleotide messenger RNA. NCBI's taxonomy places the organism in Eukaryota, Metazoa, Nematoda, Chromadorea, Rhabditida, Rhabditidae. The record is from the annotation of a GenBank genome assembly.